Messenger RNA from Argentina anserina (silverweed cinquefoil), 1105 nucleotides. RefSeq lists its product as uncharacterized. The coding region runs from base 131 to 898 and encodes 255 amino acids. Lineage: Eukaryota; Viridiplantae; Streptophyta; Magnoliopsida; Rosales; Rosaceae. The record is from RefSeq and is a predicted model, not a curated record. The transcript has a single exon.
AGGCACUCUCACUGUUCUUGUACGGUCCAAUCCAUACCUUCACUCCAGUCCCUCUCAUCUCCUUCACCUUCCUCCCUUUCUAUCUCACUUUAUCUGUAAAUUGAACACAUAUUCUCUCUACCCCAUAAAAAUGGACUCUUGGAGCUUCGUCGACAACGUUAAAGCUGAGAAAGCCAGCGCCAUGCGGAGGUACAACCGCCUCCUCACCAUCGCCAGACUCUUCCGCCUUGCCGAGCUCUUCGUCGCCGCCAUCUUCCUCUCCUGGACCUUCACUCGCCUCCCCUUUGCUCUUCGCAUCUCCCGCGACUACGUCCGCCUCCUUUCCGGUGUCGUUUCUAGCCCUCUCUUUGUUUUCCUCGUCUGCAACGCCAUCAUCGCCUCUCUUUUCGCCAAGUCCAGGCAAGUCGCCACCGCCGCAACUUCGGAUCCGAACAUUGACGUUGAGACAGCUCAGCUUUACGAUCAGUUCGCCGACAACUGUGGCCGAAAGAUGACGAACUCCGGAGAGGACGUCGUGUCGAGUGUGAAAGAGGAGGUUGUGUAUCAGGACAAGCAGAUCAUCUCGGAGGUGAACGUCGUCGAUCCCAAACCUGAAGCCAGCUCAGACUCCGGCAUGGAGUCAGACUUGGACUCGGGUUUGCAAUUUACGAAAGCUAUACGGAGGACGCAGUCAGAGAAGUUCGAGAGAGCUGUUCCGGCAAAGCUUAAAAGAUCGGACACCGAUAAUUGCCGGAAAAUGCUGAGGUCCGGCGAGGAAACUGUACCGGAAGAUUUCGAUCCGGAAAACGACUUGAGCAACGAGGAGUUUCAGCGCGCCAUUGAAGCUUUCAUUGAGAAGCAGAAGAAGUUUCGUCAUCAGGAAGAGUCUCUAGCCAUCGUGCAUCAAAACCAAAGCUGAUAAUUAGAAGAAAAAGAAAAACAGGAAAAAAGUGAAAUGCAAUGUUUCUACGGCUCUUGAUUAGUGUUAUGUACAGUAAUUAAUCAUCAAUUUGGUGUUAAAAUUCACAAUUUUAAUUACCUGUUGUCUAAUUUUUCUGGGUAUUAGAUUUUAUCAUAUUUCACUUGUCCCGUCGGUUUUAGAUUUUAACCCAGGGUACAAGGCAUU